Molecule: messenger RNA, 4078 nt
Organism: Nicotiana attenuata
Lineage: Eukaryota; Viridiplantae; Streptophyta; Magnoliopsida; Solanales; Solanaceae
Product: nudix hydrolase 3
Exons: 21
Coding region: 268-2577 (769 amino acids)
Cellular component (GO): cytoplasm
Molecular function (GO): dipeptidyl-peptidase activity
Source: RefSeq, a predicted model, not a curated record
GGCUUUUACUUAUCACUCUUUUUUCCAGGUGAAUCAUCCAUUAUCGUAGAAUUUAUUCAUCAGCAUCUCUAAGCCGCCAUCACAGGGAAUAUUUUAUAGUGUCUACCUUCACCUUAUACCCAUUUUCUAUACUAACCACUCACCAGUCACCACCUACCCUAUUGAACGAAUCCCCAUUUACAAAGACGCCACACAAUACAAGUGUUAAAAAACAAUUACAAGCAUUUCUUCAAAGGUUUGUUUGAUAGAUACAAAUAGUGUCAGUCAAUGGCUGCCGAACAUGAUCAAAUGCCAGUGAAGGAAGAAGAGCAUCUGGACGUCCUUACUAAAACUGGAGAAAAAACUGGCAUCUCUAAGCCCAGAGGGGAUGUUCACAGAGCUGGAGACUACCAUCGCGCUGUUCAUGUAUGGAUAUUUGCUGAGAGUACACAAGAACUACUCCUCCAACGACGUGCUGAUUGCAAGGAUUCCUGGGCUGGUCUGUGGGAUAUCUCAAGUGCCGGUCAUAUAUCUGCUGGAGAUUCAUCUCUUAUUUCAGCAAUGCGAGAGCUUCAAGAAGAACUUGGUGUAACUCUUCCGAAGGAUGCAUUUGAAUUAAUAUUUGUUUUUCUUCAAGAGUGCACUAUCAAUGAUGGCAAGUUCAUCAACAAUGAAUACAAUGAUGUAUAUCUAGUGACAACAAUAGAUCCAAUUCCUUUGGAGGCCUUUACACUUCAGGAAUCAGAGGUUUCAGCUGUAAAAUAUAUCUCUCUUGAGGAGUACAGACGAGUGCUUGCUCAAGAGCAUCCUGACUAUGUGCCUUAUGAUGUGAAUGAGGAAUAUGGUCAGCUUUUUACGAUAAUUGAAAAGAGGUACAAGGAAAAUGCUGAAGCUAGAAGUUUAACUCUUGACAAGCAGCUAAACCGCUAUGCUAGUACUUCCCUCUCUGCAGAGUUGACUGGGCUGACUGCAGCAGACAAAGAAGCCUUAACUCUUCUGGUUAAAGCUGCAACAAUCAUGGACAAGAUCUUUUAUCUACAGGUUUGGUAUAGCAAUCCAUCUUUGAGAGACUGGUUAAAAGAAAACGCUGACAAAUCACAGUUGGACAAAUUGAAAUGGAUGUACUACGUAAUAAACAAAAGUCCAUGGUCUUGCCUGGAUGAAAACGAGGCUUUUCUGACGACUGCAGAUUCAGCUGUCAAGCUUCUUCCGAACGCAACAAAGCCUGUACCAGGUUGGAAGGGUCUUGAAUAUAGAACAGCAUUUCCUGCUGCAAAACCUCCUGGUGCAAAUUUCUAUCCACCAGAUAUGGACAAAAUGGAAUUCAACUUAUGGAAAGAUAGUCUUCAAGAAGAUAAACGGGAAGAAGCAAUGGGCUUUUUCAAUGUUAUUAGAAGGCAUAGUGAAUCACUGUUUGAAGAUACAACAUCCCAAAAAAUGGAAAAUGUCACUAGCACUUCUCAUGAUCUGUAUGUGGUUCCUUAUUCUGAAGAGUACAACUCUCUUCUUGCUGAAGCAGCCACCUUGCUUCGUGAAGCAGGAGAAAUGGCCAGCUCAUCUAGUUUAAAGAGACUUCUUUAUAGCAAGGCUGAUGCUUUCCUUUCAAAUGACUACUAUGAUUCAGAUAUCGCCUGGAUGGAGUUGGACUCCAAGUUAGAUGUCACCAUUGGCCCGUAUGAAACAUAUGAAGAUUCACUUUUUGGAUACAAGGCAACAUUUGAGGCAUUUAUAGGAGUCCGUGAUGACAAAGCAACAGCUCAACUCAAAUUGUUUGGUGAUCAUCUGCAGGUUUUGGAGAAGAAUCUGCCAAUGGACAAUAUUUACAAGUCAGAAAAUGUUACAGCUGCUCCCAUCAGGGUUAUCCAGCUUCUUUACAAUGCAGGGGAUGUGAAGGGCCCUCAAACAGUUGCAUUUAAUCUUCCAAACGAUGAACGUAUAGUUAAAGAUCGAGGAACGUCAAUGGUCAUGCUUAAGAAUGUUUCAGAAGCAAAGUUCAAGCUUAUCCUUAAGCCUAUAGCUGAUGUGUGUAUUGUGGAAGAACAACGGGAUCUUGUGGAUUUUGAAUCUUUCUUUACUCACACAAUUUGUCAUGAGUGCUGCCAUGGAAUUGGACCUCACACAAUCACACUUCCGAAUGGGCAGAAGUCGACUGUCAGACUAGAGUUGCAAGAACUUCAUUCAUCACUGGAAGAAGCAAAGGCAGAUAUUGUUGGGCUUUGGGCUCUUAGGUUUCUAAUGGGCAAGGAUUUGCUUCCGAAAAGCCUGGCCAAGUCAAUGUAUGUCUCUUUUCUUGCUGGAUGUUUCCGCUCUGUACGCUUUGGAUUAGAGGAAGCUCAUGGGAAAGGACAGGCAUUGCAGUUUAACUAUUUGUUCAAGAAAGGCGCAUUUAUUUUGCAUCCUGAUGAAACAUUUGCCGUUGACUUUGAAAAGGUUGAAGACAGUGUUGCAAGCUUGAGCAGGGAAAUUCUCACAAUACAAGCAAGAGGUGACAAAGAAGCUGCUAGAACCCUUCUUCAAAAAUAUGGUGUGAUGACACCAUCACUGAAACGGGCACUGGAAAAGCUGGAGACUGUUCAGACCUUUUCCUUGGAUCUGUAAAUCGAAAAAUGGGGGAACAUAACACCAGAAUUCAGGAACUACGUCGAGAUUUGAAUGGUCUUCGAGGAUCAUUCGAAGGGAUCGCUGGAUCAGUGGAAGAAUUGCGUAGAACUAUGGAUGAAAAGCUCACCCACUCGAUGGAAGAAUUUAAGAAGAUUCUGACGACCGGGGCAAAUGCACGAACUGUUGUUGAAGAAGAAGCACCAGCACCAACACCAGCAGAAAGGGGUCAACGAAGGGAGGAAUAUGAACUGCCCACCAGAAGCCAUCAAUUGGAAUUCCCUAAAUUUGAUGGAACUGGGCUUCGUGAUUGGCCGUAUCAGUAUGAACAAUUCUUUGAAGUUGAUCAGACUCCCGAAGCUUCGAAGGUGAAAUUGGCUUCUUGUCGAUUGGCUGGAAAGGUUCUUCAAUGGCACCAGGUGUACAUGAAGACUCGACUGUCUAGGGAUUGGCCUAAUGGGGGAGAGUAUGUGAGGUGCUUGUAUGCCAGGUUUGGAUCAGAAUUGUUCGAUGAUCCAAUGGGGUUUUGAAGGACCUUAAACAGGUAACUUCUGUGCAAGAUUAUGUGGAUUUAUUUGAUGAACUAUUAACUAGAGUUGAGUUAAAUGAAGAGUAUGUUGUUAGUUGCUUCCUUAGAGGUCUUAACCUGAAAUUGGGCUGCCUGUCAAAAUAUUUGCACCUAGAUCCUUGCAGAAAGCCAUUAGUCUUGCUAGAAUCCAAGAACAGACCUUAUUCAUACAGAAACAAACUCUCAAAAAUACCCCAGUUCUUUCUACACCUAGACCAAUUCAUAAACCAAUUGCCGGUCCCAAUUACCCGCAGAACACACAUUCUAACCACUCUAAACCAAAUUUUCCUUACCAAAGAAACCAAGGCUCCUACUCAGGAACAACCAAACCAUCCUACAGAAACCCAAGGCUUCUAACUCCUGUUGAAAUGGAGGAAAAGAGGGCUAAUGGAUUGUGCUUCAAUUGUGAUGAAAAGUAUGUUCCAGGUCAUGUAUGUGCAAAGAGAAGGCAGUUGUUUUCUAUUGAGGUGAUAGAACCUGAGGAGGAAGAAAAUGGUGAAGAUGGUAUCUUGUUUGAUCCUUCUGAGCUACUGAACAUGGAAGGAUUUGUAUAUGAUGUUGACUCUGAUGGGGCUAUCCUACCUCAUGUUUUUGUACAUGCUAUGACUGGUACUGAAGAUUUCAGAACCAUGUUCAGAACCAUGAGGGUGACUGGAUCAGUCAAGGGCAAAGCGGUGAAAAUGUUAGAAAUAUGCUUUAGAAGCUAAAAAUAGUAAAAUUAUUUUAUUGUUUCAGCUUAAGAGUUAUUUACUGCAGUAAUUUAGUUUGAAUUUGAAAUAAUUUUGAACUAGUCUUUAGGAGUGAACUAGUCUCUAGGAGUUUGUUAUUUUCAGCAGAUUUUGUGCUGAUUUUUAGGUCUUUUAAGUUAGUAUUUCUCUUAUAAAUUGUAGUCCAAAUGCAGUAAAAUUAUAUAGAAUUUUCAGCUUCAGUUCC